AUGGACACCCCAAUCAAGACUCGCUUUUUUAUCAUAUCGGAUACCCACGGCGAGGAUCUGGCAAGUCGUCUUACCGAACCAGUCGACGUCGUAAUUCACUGUGGCGACCUCACGGAACACUCCAAGCUUGAUGAGUUCGGACAAGCUAUACGGCUACUGAAAUCUAUAGAUGCGCCACUGAAGCUCGUUAUCGCCGGCAAUCACGACUGGACUCUUGACGAUACAUUGUAUGAAGAAAAGCUGGUCGAGUCAAAAUUCAAGCCACCAAAGGAGGACGACGCUGUUCGAAAAGCCUUCGGCGACUUUGGAGAGGCAAGAGCACUCUUCGAAGCCGAGAGAUCUGCAGGAAUUUUGUUUCUUGACGAGGGCACUCAUGAUUUCCAGCUUGCAAAUGGCUCUUCUCUAAGAGUCUACGCGAGUGCCUUCACACCUUCAAAUGAGAACCACGGGGGCUAUCCAUACGAUCCUCUUCCAGGCCAUGAUUGGAAUAUCGGAGAUGAUGUCGACAUUGCGAUUACCCACAGUCCUCUCAAAGGAGUGCUGGAUAAUAGAGCUGGAUGCAGGAUGCUGUUCACUGCCAUUGCAAGAGCACGGCCAUUGAUGCAUUGUUUUGGCCACAUCCACGAGGCUUGGGGAGCGAAGAAGGUCACCUGGCGCGGCAAUGAGGCAAGCAAAUACCCCGACCCUCUUACCGAGAUGGAUGGUCUGGCAUCAGAGGUCAUUCAAAGUCUUGCGAAACUACGAGGCGCAAGGGAGGAUGCAAAACAAGAUGGGCAGCUCAAAGCUGAGCUGAGUGACAUGGAUGGUAGAGGCUAUUGUCAAGCGGCCCCGAAACUGCAACGAGGGAAGCAAACAUUGUUUGUUAAUGCUGCUAUUCAAGAUGCAUUGAAAGAAAAACAGCAGAUGCCAUGGUUGGUAGAGCUUGAGCUUCCGAGAAGCAACAAGCAGUGAGUAGAGGAAGUCUCGAGUAUGAGAAGACACGAAGAAG
Aureobasidium pullulans EXF-150 is the source of this 988-nucleotide messenger RNA. Its product is annotated as Metallo-dependent phosphatase. The record is from RefSeq and is a predicted model, not a curated record. Gene Ontology annotation, molecular function: hydrolase activity. Lineage: Eukaryota; Fungi; Ascomycota; Dothideomycetes; Dothideales; Saccotheciaceae. The coding region runs from base 1 to 951 and encodes 316 amino acids. The transcript has a single exon.